This is a messenger RNA of Chionomys nivalis (European snow vole), 1416 nucleotides long. Its product is annotated as preferentially expressed antigen in melanoma-like protein 7. Gene Ontology annotation, cellular component: cytoplasm. The transcript is spliced from 3 exons. Gene Ontology annotation, biological process: negative regulation of DNA-templated transcription; negative regulation of cell differentiation; negative regulation of apoptotic process. Bases 1 to 1416 code for a protein of 471 amino acids. Lineage: Eukaryota; Metazoa; Chordata; Mammalia; Rodentia; Cricetidae. The record is from RefSeq and is a predicted model, not a curated record.
AUGACCCUCCAGGCCCCACCCACACUCCUACAGCUGGGAGUGCAGAGCCUGGUGAGGAACGAGGCCUUGACCAUCUCUACUCUGCAGGACCUGCCAACGGUGCUCUUUCCCCCGCUGUUCAAGGAGGCCGACACUCAGAGACGGAAAAGGAUAAUUAAGGUCCUGGUGACAGACUGGCCCUACCCCUGCCUUCCUGCUGGGUUUCUGAUGAACAACGCCAACCUGGAGAUCUACCAGGCUAUGCUAGAUGGAGUAGACACAUGGCUGCGACGGAGGUUUCGCCCCAGAGGACAGAAGCUUCGGGUGGUGGACUUGAGGAAUGUCUGCCAUGAUUUCUGGGAAGUGUGGACAGGAAGAAAGAGAGUAGAGCCCUCAGCAGAAACCUCGCCUGAGAGGCAAGGAGUGAAGGGCCUCUCUAGACCCACUCUGAGGCGGCAUUUGAAGAUUGUCGCUGAACUUCAGCUCCCCCUGGACGAACAGCAAGCACGGCUGUUGCAGUGGGCUGAGAAGAGAAGAGGUUCCCUGCAGCUGUGUUGUGUGAAGCUGAAGAUUGGGACACUACCAAUAUACAGGGUUAGGAGUGUCUUAAAAAUUUUACAGCCAGAGUUCAUCAAGGAGCUGGAACUGAAUACAGUGUGCAAUCUCUCCACCCUGGCACAUUUUGUUCCUUACAUCAGCAAGAUGAGCCAUCUUCACAAAGUCAUGGUCAUCCGCAUCUUCAGAGGGAGGACUACCACUGCCAUGGAAGACAAGAGGGUCACCAAGAUCAUGUCUGUGUUCUCCAAGCUCUGCUGUCUCCAGCAUCUUAGCCUGGAUGAUGUCUAUUUCGUCAAUGACCACAUGAAACUCUUGCUUAGGUGCCUGAAGACACCCUUGGAGUCCCUGUCCAUCUCCCUCUGCAAGUUCUCACAGUCAGACUUGGAUUCCUUUGCCCAGUGGACUCACUGUCAGCUUAAACAUCUGUACUUGAGAGGGGUCAUUUUAAGUGAUUUAAAUUUCUUGCCUUUCAAAUUUUUCUUAGAGAGUGUUGCAUGCACUCUGAAGACCCUGAAACUGAAAGAUUGUAGGAUGAAGGACCCUGACCUCAGAGUCCUUCUCCCUGCCCUGCGCCAAUGUUCCCAGCUCUCCAGCAUCAAUUUCUAUGAUAAUGACUUCUCAAUCGAUGUCCUGAAAGAACUUCUCCACCACACUGCCAACCUAAGCCAGCUGACCAAGGAGCUAUACCCUGCUCCUAAGGAGGUCUACAAUCACUUGGGUUAUAUCAAUGUAGAGGAAUUUUCCCAGUGUUGUGCUGAGCUGAAGAACACACUCGUCACAGAAAGGCAGUUCAUGUCUAUCCGCUUUGGUAGCAAUGCCUGUUAUGACUGUGGUAAGCGCUACAUCUUUGAACUGGAGACCACACUUUGUGAUUGCUGA